CUCAAGGGUGAGCCCUGAGAAUGGCAUUUGAUGUCGCGUAUCCUGGCCAAUGAUGCUUGUGAUGGGCGUCGAAUGAAGGUCGUCGUGGUACUCCGAUCUAGUGCUAGCGCUGCCAAGAGUUCGAGAUGAAAGCGGUGAGCGCGGUGGACCGCGGCAGAAAUUAAUUUGUAGGAAGUUGCGGCGAACACCAACACAUUUGCGCAACACUCGUUUUCGACCUCAACGAUUUCUCCGUGGUGCGGAUCCUCGGUCUCCAGCAUAAAUUCCGACUUGAAACACGAUAGUUGCAUUCUACGGCCACCAAUAUGGCCACCGAGCGAGGGUCCAAGCCCAAAUCCACCGAAGUCCAGCGCAAAUCACAAAAAGGCGCGCCCAUAGACGAUGAAGAUGCCCGGGCAGUCGCGCUAUUUACAGAAGAGGCCACGAAGCAAUAUGGAAGGGGCGAUAGAAUCAGGCCAAAAUCUGUGAAGGAUAAGAAGCUGAGGUCAAAUCUGCGGUUACUGGAGAACAAGAACAAGCAGGCAGCGAUAGAGGCAAAGAAUGUUGAAAUUCUGCUGGAGAACAACGAAGGGUUGUUGGAGACAGAGCAUGAGCUGGAAAGGACAUACAAGGUUCGACAAGACGAGAUCAAGGCUGCAGUUGGGACAGAGACAGCAAAGAAGGGUUUCGAACUACGACUAGACGGACUAGGACCAUAUGAUGUGUGCGAGUACAGCAGAAAUGGACGCGAUCUGUUAAUCGCAGGGAGGAAAGGUCAUGUCGCGACUUUCGACUGGAGGGACGGAAAGUUGGGCUGCGAACUACAACUGAAUGAGACGGUACGGGACGCACGAUGGCUGCACGUUAGCAACCAGAAGAACUUUGCGGUUGCCCAGAAGAAGUGCGUGUACAUCUACGGCGGCGACGGCGUAGAGAUACAUCAGCUCAAGAACCACUCCGAAGCCACGCACCUCGAGUACCUACCCUACCACUUCCUCCUCUCCUCGAUAUCGACCGCCGGUAUUAUCAGAUACACAGACGUCUCGACCGGCCAGUCGCUGGGCGAGCUAUACACAAAACUCGGCCCGCCGACAGCAUUCGUACAAAAUCCACACAACGCCAUCUUACAUGUUGGACACCAAAAAGGCCUCGUCACAUUAUGGUCACCCAACAGCGCAUCCCCCCUCGUCAAACUCCUCCCCCACCACGGCCCCGUCCGCAGUCUUGCAGUCGACAAAUCCGGCACAUACAUGGUCAGCACAUCGCAAGACCGCCGCAUGUCUGUCUGGGACAUCCGCAUGUUCAAAGAAAUCCACACGCAUCACCUGCGCGUCCCGGGCACCUCGCUCUCCAUCUCCGACCGCAACCUGACAGCCGUCGGCUACGGCACGCAGGUCAACAUUUACAAGCCCGAGAUCUUCACACACAACCCUGACCUCGUUUUACCCACGCCGUACAUGGCCUGGGGCGGCGAGGGCAUCAGCACUGGCCGUGUGCGAUUCUGUCCGUUCGAGGAUAUCCUGGGUAUCGGACACGAGAAGGGCUUCACAUCCAUCAUCGUCCCCGGCUCUGGCGAGCCCAACCCCGACACGCUCGAGCAAGGCACAAACCCCUUCGAGACCAGCAAACAACGCCGCGAAACCGAAGUACACGCACUCCUCGAGAAGAUCCAACCCGAGAUGAUCGCCCUAGACCCGAACUUCGUCGGCAACCUGGACCUCACAUCUCACGAACAGCGCAUGAAGGAGCGCGACCUUGAUCACAAGGAGGAGGACAAGAUUGCUAAGUUGAAGAAGAGGGGUCGCGGCAGGAACAGUGCGCUGAGGAGGUACUUGAGGAAGAGUGGGAGUAAGAAUGUUAUCGAUGAGGAGAAGGAGAGGGCGAGGGAGAUUGUGGAGAGGAGGAAGGAGAGGAACGUUGAGAAGCAGAAGCAGCUUAAGAAGGCGUAUGGGCCCGCGCUUGAGCGGUUUGCUAAGAAGGGGGUUUAAGGGUGAGAGCCGAGGAGGGAACGAAAAGCAUGGUAGUGGGGCAUUUACACGGCGUUUUGUGAAAGGGUGAUUAGGUAGCAUAUACCCUCUGGUGGCUGGGAAGAAUGGAGCUCAUAUGUGUCAAUGAAACGAUCUCUUUGCGAACAUG
Macroventuria anomochaeta is the source of this 2115-nucleotide messenger RNA. RefSeq names its product BING4CT-domain-containing protein. Gene Ontology annotation, biological process: maturation of SSU-rRNA from tricistronic rRNA transcript (SSU-rRNA, 5.8S rRNA, LSU-rRNA). NCBI's taxonomy places the organism in Eukaryota, Fungi, Ascomycota, Dothideomycetes, Pleosporales, Didymellaceae. Gene Ontology annotation, molecular function: protein binding. Gene Ontology annotation, cellular component: 90S preribosome; nucleolus; small-subunit processome. The coding region runs from base 306 to 1967 and encodes 553 amino acids. The transcript has a single exon. The record is from RefSeq and is a predicted model, not a curated record.